AUGACUCAAAAUCAGAUGACUCAGAAAGAAAAUCAGAUCAAUGCAGUCAUAAGGAAUGAGGCCUUGUUACUUCUCACCUACUUUACACGAGAAGCAGAGGGCUGUCUUGAAUUGUUAACCAAUCUCAUUCGCAACAAUGCAUCAAAUCAGGCUAAUACUGAUUACAAAGGUGUCUGCCAUGUUGAUCUUGCACAAGGUCAAUGUAUCCCUAGAGAAGUCUUACUUGGUAUCGAUUCCUAUACGUUCAUUGCUGGAGCAUUUGGCCAACUUGCUACCAGAAUCAAAAACAUUAACACUGAUGCCAUAUUUGUGUUAGGAACCGGAAAGUUAUUGCUUAAGGUGCCUCCAACCUUAGGAUUCGUAUUGGAUGGAGAAAUGCCAGAUUAUCUUCUUGCAAAAGAUUUGAUUUUACAAAUAAUUGGUGAAAGAUCUAUAUCUGGUGCCACAUAUAAAGCAAUGGAGUUUGUUUAUUCAACUAUCGAAAGUCUAACAAGGCAUUUUUGGAAAAAGAUCGGCUUGUUUGGGGCAUCUAUUUUGGCAGGAACUGAAGCUUAUAUUAUUUAUGUUUAA
Messenger RNA from Lactuca sativa (garden lettuce), 570 nucleotides. Its product is annotated as 3-isopropylmalate dehydratase large subunit, chloroplastic-like. The record is from RefSeq and is a predicted model, not a curated record. Lineage: Eukaryota; Viridiplantae; Streptophyta; Magnoliopsida; Asterales; Asteraceae.